AUGGGAAACAACAACAUCACAGCCCCAAUCACUCCUGAAAUCCUGAAGAGGAUAAAAAGAGAUAAUAGUUUGAAGAGCAAGGAAAUUAUGACCUCAUCUGUUCCUGAGAACAUCAGCACUGGAAUGGCCAUAGUUGGAAUAAUGUUACUUCUAAGAAGCAUUCGACUGACAUCAAAAUUUACAAGCGCUUCAGAUAUUCCAGUAGAAUUUAUAAGAAGAAAUGUUAAACUACGUGGACGAUUACGCCAAAUAACUGAGAAUGGUUUAGAAAUUGAACAUAUACCUAUUACUUUACCUAUUAUAGCUUCGUUGAGAAAGGAGCCAUGUGGUGCUUUGCUGGUUAAGCUGGCUGGAGUAGAACUCACUGAAACUGGGAAGGCAUGGUUACAAAAAGAGCUAAAACCUUCCCAAUUACUAUGGUUCCAACUUCUUGGAAAGGAGAAUUCAGCACUCUUUUGCUAUCUUUUAGUGAAUAAGGGUGGAUAUUUCAGCGUGAAUCUGAAUGAAGAAAUUUUGAGAAGAGGUCUUGGCAAAACUGUUCUUGUUAAAGGGCUUAAAUAUGAUUCUAAAAUCUAUUGGAGAGUUCACAGAAACUUACUUAAAGCUGAAUUAACAGCCUUAAAAAAAGGAGAAGGAAUAUGGAAGGAAGACUCUGAAAAAGAAAGUUAUUUGGAAAAAUUCAAAGAUUCCUGGAGAAUAUGGAAAAAGGACAGUUUUCUAAAAACAACAGGAUCAGAUUUCAACUUGAAAAAAGAAAGUUAUUAUGACAAACUUAGAAGGACUUAUGAAAUAUGGAAAGACAACAUGAACAACUACUCCUUAAUGCUGAAGUUCAAAGAACUUAUAAGUCGCAUACACUUUCGUAGAAAAGGGUGAAACAGUCAAGAGAUCUAGAGGUAACCUUCUCCAAAGAGUAAAUAUGUAAAUAUAUGGACAUUUUUCAUUGACUCAAAAUGGGAGUUUUGCCAAAUGAUCAAAGUGUUAGUCUAAUGGUAUUUAAAUAUUAAAAAGAGAUGAUUAUUAUAAUGUCAGAAUUAAUUUAAACAAAUUAUAAUUAAUUAAUAUGAUUUUAGGAAAGAUGAAAUACUUUAUG
Molecule: messenger RNA, 1093 nt
Organism: Mandrillus leucophaeus (drill)
Lineage: Eukaryota; Metazoa; Chordata; Mammalia; Primates; Cercopithecidae
Gene: MISO1
Product: chromosome unknown open reading frame, human C3orf33
Exons: 5
Coding region: 1-876 (291 amino acids)
Source: RefSeq, a predicted model, not a curated record